CGGUGCGCCCGCCGCCCGACCGGCCCGGUGGGUGGGCGCGGGGCCGCCUCUACCGGUUGGUGGCGGUGACUCGGCGACCUUGGACCUGUGACUCUAGCGGCGGGACCCACCGGCCACAGCGGCCACGCGGACUUUGCCCAGUUCAGGGGGCGGAGCGGCCUGCGGCUCUGCAGGCGGACCGACUGCAAAGAUGUUAGCCUUUGCCGCCAGGACCAUGGUGAAGCCCCUGGGCCUCCUAAAGCCCUCCUCUUUGAUGAAGGUUUCCGGGCGCUUCAAGGCACACCAGGAUGCACUGCCCCGGCUGCCCGUGCCCCCACUCCAGCAGUCUCUGGACCACUACCUCAAGGCACUGCAGCCCAUUGUGAGCGAGGAGGAAUGGGUCCAGACCAAGCAGCUGGUGGAGGAGUUCCAGACCUCAGGGGGCGUGGGUGAACGCCUGCAGAAGGGCCUGGAACGCAGGGCCAGGAAGAUGGAGAACUGGCUGUCUGAGUGGUGGCUCAAGUCGGCCUACCUGCAGUACCGCCAGCCUGUGGUCGUCUACUCCAGCCCGGGCGUGAUGUUACCUAAACAGGACUUCGUGGACCUACAGGGCCAGCUACGAUUCGCUGCCAAGCUCAUCGAGGGUGUAUUGGAUUUCAAGACCAUGAUUGACAACGAGACCCUGCCCGUGGAGUACCUCGGGGGCAAGCCGCUAUGCAUGAACCAGUACUACCAGAUCCUAUCCUCGUGCCGGGUGCCAGGCCCCAAGCAGGACUCAGUCAUCAACCUCCUCAAGACCAAGAAGCCACCCAUGCACAUCACGGUGGUGCACAACUACCAGUUCUUCGAGCUGGACGUCUACCACAGCGACGGCACGCCCCUCACCUCAGAUCAGCUGUUCGUGCAGCUGGAGAAGAUCUGGAACUCCUCCCUGCAGACCAACAAGGAGCCCGUGGGCAUCCUUACCUCCAACCACCGCAACUCUUGGGCCAAGGCCUACAACACCCUCAUCAAAGACAAGGUGAACCGGGAGUCCGUGCGCUCCAUCCAGAACAGCAUCUUCACUGUGUGCCUGGACGCCGCGGUGCCCAGGGUCUCAGAGGACGUCUACCGCAACCACGUGGCCGGGCAGAUGCUGCACGGGGGCGGCAGCAAGCUCAACAGCGGCAACCGCUGGUUCGACAAGACGCUGCAGUUCAUUGUGGCAGAGGACGGCUCCUGUGGGCUUGUGUAUGAGCACGCGGCUGCGGAGGGGCCCCCCAUUGUCACCCUCGUGGACUAUGUCAUGGACUUCACGAAGAAGCCAGAGCUGGUGCGGUCACCCAUGGUUCCCCUGCCCAUGCCCAAGAAGCUCCGGUUCAACAUCACCCCUGAGAUCAAGAGUGACAUCGAGAAGGCUAAACAGAACCUGAGCAUCAUGAUCCAGGACCUGGACAUCACCGUCAUGGUGUUCCACCACUUUGGGAAGGACUUCCCCAAGUCACAGAAGCUGAGCCCUGACGGCUUUGUGCAGAUGGCGCUGCAGCUGGCCUACUUCCGGAUGUACAAGCAGGUGUGCGCCACCUACGAGAGCGCCUCCCUGCGCAUGUUCCACCUGGGCCGCACCGACACCAUCCGCUCGGCCUCCAUGGACUCACUAGCCUUUGUCAAGGCCAUGGAUGACCCCAGCGAGACGGAGCACCAGAAGGUGGAGCUGCUGCGGAAAGCCAUCCAGGCACACCGAGCCUACGCUGACCGCGCCAUCCGCGGGGAGGCCUUCGACCGGCACCUGCUGGGCUUGAAGCUGCAGGCCAUCGAGGACCUGGUGAGCAUGCCGGACAUCUUCAUGGACACCUCCUACGCCAUUGCCAUGCACUUCAAUCUCUCCACCAGCCAGGUGCCUGCCAAGACGGACUGUAUCAUGUUCUUUGGGCCGGUGGUCCCAGAUGGCUACGGAGUCUGCUACAACCCCAUGGAGACCCACAUCAACUUCUCUGUGUCGGCCUACAACAGCUGUGCGGAGACCAACGCGGCUCGCAUGGCGCACUACCUGGAGAAAGCGCUGCUGGACAUGCGGGCACUGCUACAACAGCACCCCCGUGCCAAGCUCUGAGCCCUGCACCCCUGCUCAGGCUGCCAGCGCCACACCUCAACCCCCCCACACCCCUCACCAGGCCUGACCAAGCCAGGGCCGGCUCAGGACAUCUCUGGUGGGGUCUGCGAGCCCAAGCCAAGUGCCUUCCACAGGACCAGCUGUGGCCUGGCUUCUGAGGCCAACUUCAGAGGUUGAACAGUACCUCGGGCCCAGGCACCCGCCCAGAUCUUCCCUAGGAACGUGACCCAGACUGGGCUGACGCUGGCCAGUUGGGCUGUGGUUUGUGCCCCACCAGCUUAGCUCCCACAGAUGGGAGAAGGUCGGGGGGAGGCAGGCGCCCAGGGGGCCCAAGGGGUUGGAGACGAGGUUUCCUGGUAAAGGGGACCCCGAGGCCUGGCCCUGACUCACACUGGAGGGCUGCGCUGCCACCAAUGCCCACAGAGCCACCUGCUCUUCUGGACAACAGGGCUCACAGCCUCAGCUUGCACUCCACUGGACCCCGAACUGUAUAUGUGGUUGUAAAGGCCCCCCUCUCCCCGCAACAAGGUGACAAUAAAA
Molecule: messenger RNA, 2611 nt
Organism: Ochotona curzoniae (black-lipped pika)
Lineage: Eukaryota; Metazoa; Chordata; Mammalia; Lagomorpha; Ochotonidae
Gene: CRAT
Product: carnitine O-acetyltransferase
Exons: 14
Coding region: 191-2071 (626 amino acids)
Biological process (GO): carnitine metabolic process, CoA-linked
Cellular component (GO): peroxisome
Molecular function (GO): carnitine O-acetyltransferase activity
Source: RefSeq, a predicted model, not a curated record